This is a messenger RNA of Andrographis paniculata, 1501 nucleotides long. RefSeq names its product beta-glucuronosyltransferase GlcAT14A. The transcript is spliced from 4 exons. Gene Ontology annotation, cellular component: membrane. Gene Ontology annotation, molecular function: glucuronosyltransferase activity. The record is from RefSeq and is a predicted model, not a curated record. The coding region runs from base 36 to 1322 and encodes 428 amino acids. Lineage: Eukaryota; Viridiplantae; Streptophyta; Magnoliopsida; Lamiales; Acanthaceae.
UGUGGGCCGAGGAAAGCUUUAAAAGAAUAUUUGAAAUGCACAACCAACAAUCCGCCGCCGGAACCGCCGCGGCGGCGGCGGUCUCCGCCGUUCCUUCUCGAUACAUCCUGCUGUGCACCGCCUUCUUGUCUCUCCUUCUCGUAUUCACACUCCUCAAAGGACCAACUCAACUCCCGCCGCCGUCGGAACCCCACCCGGCGCUCUUCCCCCGGCGCCACCGCAUCCUCUUCAAUGGCGGCGAAGGUGAGGUAUAUAAGCCAGGAGACUCAUUGUCCCCGCCUCGGCCUCCUUCCUUAGCCUAUUUUAUCUCCGGAUCCGCCAAUGAAUCGCGACAGAUCAUCCGACUGCUCUACGCCGUAUACCAUCCUUUAAAUCAUUACUUGCUUCACCUCGACGGUUCUGCUAGCCAGACCGACCGUGACGCUUUGGCUGUCACAGUCCAAUCGGUGCGGCUCUUCAGAGCGGCGCGUAAUGUUCACGUAAUUGGGAAAGGGAAUAAUGUGUGCCCCGAUGGUCCAUCUGCUCUUUCCGCCACACUCCACGGAGCUUCCAUUAUGCUCCGUCUGUCGGCCGACUGGGAUUGGUUCAUCAAUCUCUCUGCUUCCGAUUAUCCUCUUGUCACUCAGGAUGAUCUUUUGCACAUUUUCUCUUACCUGCCGAGGAAUCUUAAUUUUGUGAACCAUACUGGCUACAUUGGAUGGAGAGAAUUGAAGAAACUGAAGCGAAUAAUAGUUGAUCCGGCACUUUCCCUUACAGAGAAGACUGAGAUUUUCUUCGCCACUCAGAAAAGACAGCUUCCAGAUGCUUAUCGUUUAUUCAUUGGUCCUUCGACGACUGUCUUGAGUCGGAAGUUUAUCGAGUUCUGCAUCUUGGGCACGGACAACCUACCGAGAGCUCUCCUAAUGUACGUGUCAAACACACCAGCAUCAGCUUCCAUGUACUUCCCGACCGUCCUGUGCAAUGCUCAUCAAUUCAACUGGACCACCAUCAACCACGGCCUGCACUACACUUCGCUCGAUUCCAGGCAACGCCGCGUGUUGCUAAACUCCAGCAACUUCGCCGAAAUAAUCGACAGCGGGGCAGCCUUCGCAUCGCCUUUCCCCGCAAACGACCCCUUCCUCGAUCGCAUCGACAGGGAAGUCCUGCAGCGAAGUUCCGGCGAGCCUGUUCCAGGCGGGUGGUGCUUAGGCGACGCGCCUGAAAAUGUAUGCAAUCUUUGGGGCGACGCUGACAUCUUGAAGCCCAGUUCGGGUGCCAAAAGGCUUGAAAAGCGUCUCGUAGAGGUUUUGUCGACUCCACCGCCGCCGUGUUUGGCGGAGUAGUUUUGGUAAUCGUUGCGGAAGGGCAAGACCGGGUACGAUGAGAUUGAACUGUUGUUGUUUAUGAAUGCGGAGAGAUUAUUAUUGAUUUUAUGUAUUAUACUUAGGCCAUCAGAAAACUAAGAAUUUGAUGUACAUUUGUGCUUGCACUCUCUCUUAUAUCAUAUAACUAACUCACAUAA